AGGUGAACGGCUUUCGCGAUGUCGUUAGCAUCAAUGCUGUGUAGACUUUCGCUCGUCGCCGCCCUUUCGUCGACACCGGCGAUGGCGUCCGGCGUGGAGAUCCACGGCGACGCCGGGUUCGCGGCGUCCCGGCGCCUCUUGGACGGUCUUGUGCAGGGCAAUGAAAUCGACGUCGAGGACCGGAUCAGGGCUCAACUGGCUCGCGACAUCGUCGACGAGUGCAAGGGGAAAAUCCUCGUCAGCAGCGGGGAAAUCAGUCGACAGCCCAAGAAUAAGCGUCCCUUCUACCUCAAGUUCUUUGAAGAGUGUCUGUACUUGAAACUGAGUCGGAUGGUGUGCCCACCACCUCUGUCCAACAGUGAAAGUCCGGAUCCCAGUCUGAAGAAGAAACUGGAAAAGAUCGACACUCAACUGGGUCGACACGAUUCGUCCGAGUUAUUGGUGUCCCCCAGCGACGAAGUUUACAGAGGUUUGAGUGAAGAAGACUUCAAGUUGGAGAAGUUUUUAAUGCAUUGUUUCUAA
Notodromas monacha is the source of this 522-nucleotide messenger RNA. NCBI's taxonomy places the organism in Eukaryota, Metazoa, Arthropoda, Ostracoda, Podocopida, Cyprididae. The record is from the annotation of a GenBank genome assembly.